Cyprinus carpio (common carp) is the source of this 3278-nucleotide messenger RNA. Its product is annotated as divergent protein kinase domain 1A-like. The record is from RefSeq and is a predicted model, not a curated record. Lineage: Eukaryota; Metazoa; Chordata; Actinopteri; Cypriniformes; Cyprinidae. The transcript has 5 exons. Bases 644 to 1948 code for a protein of 434 amino acids.
CCUAGUUUUAGUUUUUAUGUACCUGGUUUAACUUUUUUUUACCUGGUUGUAUCAUACACAUAACGGUUAAACACUAAUACAGAGAUGCAUGGUUUGCAAUCGUUGUGAUUAAUAAUUUAGCAUUUCUUAUAAAUUUUGCAAGCAGUAUAGCUGUUUGCACUGAGCCGAGCAAAGUUCAGCAAACUGUUCCUCUGAGGUUUAUUUUGCACUGAGAAACUAUGUGUGUUUUCCAGUUCCAACCAAAUAAGAGUCAUAUAUUAUCACCAUAUUUUACAUCACCUCAUGGCCUUCAUUACUUGGCUUCACUGUGAGCAUUGUACUUUCAUACUUAUCUGAUUUAAAAUCCAUAGUACUCCAAUCAUAUUAUUAUGGUACUAUUUUUCAGUUCUGUUAGUGGAGAUGGUUUUUUCAUCUGUUCACACUGACAUCUUCUUCCUUAGUUGUUUGUUUUUGCUCCUGUUGCCCUGGGUGAAUGAGUUUGCAUGACGAUCAACUUAAACUCUGUAUACAGGUGGUAAAGUGCUCAUCAAACAACUGCUAUACACAAAGUGCCUCCUAAAACACAAAACAACAGAUCUACAGUGUUUCUCAUGGAGCUACUGCAGGCUAUCAGGCUCAACUACAAGGCCCAUUCCUCCUCCUCAUGCCGGAGGAGAAGUUCUAUCAGCUCAGAUUUUGCAGACGAGGAAAUGUCAGACUACGGAGGGCCACAAAGGCCCGGUUCUCCUACCUACACAUGAAGUACCUGUUUUUUUCCUGGUUGGCUGUUUUUGUGGGAAGCUGGGUGGUGUACGUGGAAUACUCUUCAUACACAGAGCUGUGCCGUGGACAUGAGUGCAAGAACUCUAUUUGCGAUAAAUUCCAGAAGGGGGUGAUCGAUGGUUCAGCCUGCAACAGCUUGUGUGAGAAGGACACUCUUUAUUUGGGAAAGUGUCUCUCUGCCAAACCCAGCAAUCAGGUAUAUUCCGGCAGUUGGGGGGAUAUGGAAGGAAUCAUUAAGUGCCAGAUGGAAGAGGACCCUCAUUACGAUUUGGGUGCAGAACUGGAGCCCCGAAAAGAAUCCGCCUCCUUUAACAGGCCAACCAAAGGGACAUCAAUGGAGAAGUUCAAAGAGAUGGUCUUCAGCCAUCUAAAGGCAAAAGUAGGAGACCAAGCCAACUUAGCAGAUUUGGUGACCCUUGUACUUGGAGUUGCAGACAGCAACAAGGAUGGACAGAUCUCCCUGUCAGAAGCACAUUCAGCUUGGGCUUUACUGCAGCUGAAUGAAUUCCUGCUGUCCAUCGUGCUGCAGGAGCGAGAGCACACUCCCAGACUGCUGGGCUUCUGUGGGGACUUGUAUGUGAUGGAGAAGGUGCCUUACGUACCGCUCUAUGGCGUCAGCCUUCCAUGGAUGGUAGAGCUGUGGAUUCCAGCCAGCAUGCGACGGAGCAUCGACCAGUGGGCCGCCCCAUCCUGGCCUCGCAAGGCUAAGAUAGCCAUCGGUCUGUUUGAGCUCGUUGAGGACCUCUUUCACGGCACAUUCGGAAGUUUCCUCAUGUGCGACAUAAGUGCCGCGGGGUUUGGUUAUACAGAGCGCCACGAUAUAAAGGUGGUAGAUGCAAGGCGUAUUCUUCCUGAAGCUGCUUUUCAGGAAGUGAUGCGUGAAAGAAGGUGCGAAGAGGACAGUGACUGUAUGUACGGACGGGACUGUCUCACUUCCUGUGACCUCACUAAGCACCGCUGCACUACAGAGGUCACACAGCCUAAUCUGGCGAAAGUAUGUAGCACACUGAAGGACUAUCUUCUGUAUGGAGCACCAUCAGACAUUAAAGACGAACUGGACAAACAGUUGUAUGCCUGUAUUGCUCUCAAAGGCGCCAGCGAACAGAUGGAAAUGGAACAUUCCUUGAUUCUCAACAACCUCAAAACUCUGCUUUGGAAGAAGAUAUCUCACACAAAGGACUCAUAAUGAUAUAUAGAACUACGUUAUUGUUCUUAUACAGAACACAAGAGAUAUGAAGAAGAGACUGGUAUUGGACCAUCCCUGAUUUGCCUAAUAUAAUUUCGCCUGCAUUUGCAGAGUACUGUCGAUAUAGCCUUUGUGGCACCUUUUUUUGUUACAUUGCCCAAUCUUGACUCAGUCCCAAAAUAUAAAAGCUUAGGCUGCAGAGAGAUACUGCCUCUGCUAAUGCAUGUCCUCCACUGCCAAGAGAAAAUGCCAAAUUUUAAUUCUUCCUGCGGAUUCUUGUUCAGGAAACUGAGACAAUCAGGCUGUGUCUAGUCCAGAGGUUUUCAAACUGAGACAGAGGACACCUGUUUGACAGAAUAAAUGUUUUAUUUUUACAAAAUGUAUUUUUAGGGGAGAUUAAAGAUAAAAUAAAUUUAGAAAUAAGUUUAACAAUUUAAAUCUAUACAUUUUAUUUUAAAGGCGUAUACAUAUAUUAUUACUAUUCGGCAGAGAAAAAAAAAGGUUCUGAACCUAAUACAAAGUAAAUACUGUAAAUAUAAUCUUUUAAUAAUUUGCUUUGGCUUUAGUACAGUGAUAACAUUUCUUUAUGCAUGAAAAUACACGUCAUUUUGACAGGGAUAAUUUAGGAAUCACUUGGCAUCAGAAAUUUUGAAAACCCCUGCUCUAGUCUGCAGAUGAUAUACAAUCCAGAUUUCAGAACACUUCAAUCUUUUCUGUUGAACUACAAAUGAUCUGAAAAUUAUUUGCAUGAAUUAUAAAUUUUCAGACUGAACACUAUUACCCAAUACAAAAGGUUAGAAAAAUUAUGCUGUCAAUUUUGUCGAACUACAACAAACAAAACUAAUUUUAAUUAUUCAUGUUCUAAAGAGACAAGACCUGUGCAUAAAAGUUUAAACGCUACUUUUAAUAGGACAUUUUCAGUUAAUGUCAUGCAAGUGCUUAGUUUUUACAUUUAAUCUUAGUUUUUGAAUGCAUUGGUAUACACACUUAUACCCUUAAGUUAGGACUCAGGGCCCUUUACGACAUUUAAAAGUAUAUUUUGAACUUCAAGUCUGACCGUUUUUGGUUUAUUCACUAAUUCAGAGAAGAGUGUUGAUUGAAGUAUUGUGGACAGAAAGAAAAGGUUAUGCCAUUGUUUGUUUAAUUCUGUAAAUUCUAAUGGUUUCCCUAAAGUCAUAGAUGCUACGACAAAGAAAUAUGCAUAAAUCAUCCUAAACAUUUGCAAAUCAUGCACAGCCUCCCAACUCAAUGUGACAAGCAAUUAGACAGACACAAGAGUCUUUUUUUAUAUUUAUUAGAACAAACGAAUUCUGCACAAAUGAGGAGAAAA